This is a messenger RNA of Puntigrus tetrazona (Sumatra barb), 650 nucleotides long. RefSeq names its product guanylate cyclase activator 1C (gene guca1c). The transcript has 4 exons. Gene Ontology annotation, molecular function: calcium sensitive guanylate cyclase activator activity; calcium ion binding. The record is from RefSeq and is a predicted model, not a curated record. Lineage: Eukaryota; Metazoa; Chordata; Actinopteri; Cypriniformes; Cyprinidae. The coding region runs from base 1 to 564 and encodes 187 amino acids.
AUGGGUGCCCACGGAUCCAGCCUGGAUGAAGUCUUGGCUGAGGACAUGCACCACUGGUACAACAAGUUCAUGAGGGAAUCGCCAUCUGGUCUCAUCACGCUCUUUGAACUCAAGACCAUGCUACAGAUGCAGGGGAUGACUGAGGAAGCCAGCAGCUAUGUGGAUCAAGUCUUUUACACCUUUGAUAUGGAUGGGGAUGGUUAUAUAGAUUUUGUAGAAUACAUUGCAGCUGUAAGUCUUCUACUGAAAGGAGAGAUAAACCAGAAGCUGAAGUGGUACUUCAAACUCUUUGAUCAGGAUGGAAAUGGCAAGAUUGACAGAGAUGAAAUGGAGACCAUAUUCAAAGCCAUCCAGGACAUUACCCGCAGUUAUGACAUCCCUCCAGAUGAUAUUGUAUCUUUGAUCUACGAGAGAAUUGAUGUCAAUAACGAAGGUGAGUUGACGUUGGAGGAAUUCAUCACAGGGGCUAAAGAACAUCCUGAUAUCAUGGAGAUGCUCACCAAGAUGAUGGACCUCACCCACGUCCUGGAGAUCAUAGUCAAUGGGCAAAAAAAGAAGGAGUGACUGCCAAUGUUUGAUGCAUCCCAUCCUGAUUAAACAUGAUCAGCUCUGUGGAUAAAAAGCUUAAAACAGACUCAGUAGAGGGUGAA